GUACUGGUCCCGAAUAUUUAUUCGAGUUAUGGAGGAAAUUUCUUUCGUGGGAGAACAUUGAAGGAUGGCUAUUUUUGACCUUUUUUUAAGUAAAUUAUCAGCUUUUUUAUCUAUAAAGAAAAUCUAAUACCUGGUUGAACGAAUGGAAAAAUUACUUCCCGAAAUUUGGCUUUACAUAUAUUAACCCAUAAAAAGGCAAUGAAGUCCUGAGAAAGACACUUAAAGUAAUCAGUGCAUUGAUAUGAAUCAAAUCAAAAUAUUACUCCCUUCUAUUACCUUCUUCUUUCUCAUGCUAAGAAGUUCUGGUUCAUCAUUAGAAGCCAUAACUGUGCAUCAAAACUUGUUAGAUGGUGAGACCGUUGUCUCACGGAAUGCAAAAUUCGAGCUAGGAUUCUUUAGCCCAGGCAGUUCCAAAUAUCGAUACCUGGGGAUAUGGUUCAAGAACACAUCACCUCAUACGGUUGCAUGGGUUGCUAACAGGGAAACACCACUUACUGAUUCCUCUGGCAUGCUCAAAUUAGACAGCCAAGGGAUCCUGUCUCUUGUCAAUAGUAGCGGUACAACCAUUUGGUCAUCCAACUCCACGACAUCUGGAACAAAUGCCAAUCCUGUAGCACACCUCUUAGAUACGGGCAAUCUGGUAAUUAAGAGUGAGAAGGAAACCAACAAGAAUAUUCUCAUUUGGCAAAGUUUUGAUUACCCUGGAGAUACCUACUUACCAGGAAUGAAGGGUGGAAAGAACUUCAUAACAGGACGAGAGAUGGGCUUGACAUCAUGGACGAGUGCAGAUGAUCCUUCCCCAGGUAAUUAUACACUCCGGUGGUCAAUGGUUAAGGGUAACUAUCAGCAAGUAUAUGUUUGGAAAAACUCUGUUAUUGAAACAAGGCUUGGGCCAUAUAAUGGCAUAGCGUUUGCUGGCCAGCCAAGCUAUAAAUCUAACUCAGUAUAUACAUCCAAUGUUGAUAUGAUUGUCAAUGAGAAUGAGAUGUAUUUUGCAUUAACUUUUAAGAGCCCCUCUUUGUUGUUAAGGUUGAUAGUGACUCCAGGUGGGAAGUAUGAGAUCUGGCAUCUAGAUAUGCAUAACCAAGAAUGGACACAGGAUUUCAGUUUUCCGUCGGAUGCAUGUGAUAGUUAUGGACUAUGUGGUCCGUAUGGAAACUGUAAUACUGUCGCCUUUUAUACUUGUGGUUGCUUGAAAGGAUUUGAACCAAACUAUCCACAAGAUUUGAUUCCUUCUAAAUGGAGUAGUGGUUGUAGGCGAACUAAAUCUUUGGAUUGUGCCCCCGAAGAGGGAUUUCUAAAGUUCUCAAGCAUGAAACUGCCGGACACUCAGAAUGCUGUGUUCAAUGCCAACAUGCGUCUUAAAGAGUGUGAGAUCACUUGCAAGAGUAACUGCUCAUGCACUGCGUUUGCAAACCCAAACAUGACUGCUGGUGGAGUUGGAUGCUUGCUAUGGUUUGGUGAUCUUAUUGAUGUCCGAGUGUACCAACUAAACGGGCAAGAUCUUUAUGUUAGACUGUCAGCCUCCGAGUUAUUAGUUAAUUCGUCAACGAUUGGUGGAAACUAUGGAAAUCUUUCUAGAUUCCCAAGAGAGAGACGAGUAAUUAUUACAAUCAGUUUGUCAACCUCAGCAGGGUUGGUUGUGAUAUUUGCAAUCUGCACAUGGAUUAAGAGAAAGUGUAGACAAGAUGUAGAAAGAGAAGUAAGGGUCCUUGAAAAGGACCACAGUAGCAGAAGGAAGGAAAAUAUAGAGUUGCAAGUGUUUAGUUUAUCAACAAUUUCUAGGGCAACUAAUAAGUUCUCUAUCGACAACAAGCUUGGAGAAGGUGGGUUUGGUCCAGUGUACAAGGGUGUGUUAGAAGAAGGCCAAGAGAUUGCUGUAAAGCGGCUUUCAAAGUCAUCUAACCAAGGCCUUGAUGAAUUCAAGAAUGAAGUUAUAUGCAUUGCCAAACUUCAGCAUAGGAAUCUUGUGAAGCUUUUAGGAUACUGCAUUACAGGAGAAGAGACAAUGCUUGUUUAUGAAUACAUGCCUAACAAAAGCUUGGACUGGUUUAUAUUUGAUGAUUCAAGGAAGUCGUUACUUAACUGGCCGCAACGUUUCCACAUUAUCCAUGGGAUUGCUCGAGGUCUUCUUUAUCUUCAUCAAGAUUCCCGACUUAGAGUUGUGCAUAGGGAUUUGAAAGCAGGCAAUAUAUUGCUCGACCGUGACAUGAAUCCAAAAAUAUCAGACUUUGGUUUGGCUAGAAUGUUUGAAGGACAUGAGAAUGAAGCAAAAACAAAAAACGUGGUGGGAACUUUUGGCUACAUAUCUCCAGAGUAUGCAGCAAACGGUUUGUUCUCGGUUAAGUCUGAUAUUUUUAGCUAUGGCGUUCUGUUGUUGGAGAUAGUAAGCGGAAAGAAAAACAGAGGUUUUUUUCAUGAAGAUGACCUUGAUGUUAACCUUCUUGGACAUGCUUGGAGACUUUACAAAGACGGCAAGUCUCUUGAUCUAAUUGACGCAUCAUUAGGUGUGUCAUGGUUGAUUAAUGAAGUGUUGCGAUCAAUACACAUUGGUUUAUUAUGUGUACAACAUCGAGCAGAAGAUAGACCUACCACAGCGGUUGUGGUUGCCAUGUUGGCUGGUGAAGGAUCACUACCUUCUCCCAAAAAACCUGCUUUCUUCAUUAACGGAAGUGAAGGUAACUCAGUUCCAAUUCGCCCAUCAUCCAUUAAUGGAGUGACACAAAGUGAAAUAGAUGGCAGAUAAUGAGGUAAAUGGAAGAUGUAAUUUAAUGUCCAACAUUCCAUUGGUAGUUUUAUCCAAGGGCAGCCUCAAUAGUAGUGUGGGACUUCCGAUUUCCAGUUGUAUUGUAAGAAGUGUUAGGAUUAGUUCAAAGCACUUGCAAAUUAAUGGAAGUGGAAUCGCGGAACCUGGUCUAUUUAGAAUGUGCGCAUCAUGGAGUGGUGGAGCUUUGUAGAACGCCGUUUACUAGCUAUAUUUUAUCUUAACGUGGGUCAUGUAGUUCGUUUAUUUAGCUAAGUCAUUGGUAGUUAGUUUUUUCCAUGUUCUUGUUAUGUUAUCCCUUGUUUAACUCUUGAUUUGGUAUUAAUUAAUAAACACUGAGUCUCUAUCAUUCGGGGAGUCUCUCUAAAGCCUGAUUA
Molecule: messenger RNA, 3141 nt
Organism: Helianthus annuus (common sunflower)
Lineage: Eukaryota; Viridiplantae; Streptophyta; Magnoliopsida; Asterales; Asteraceae
Product: G-type lectin S-receptor-like serine/threonine-protein kinase At4g27290
Exons: 7
Coding region: 242-2746 (834 amino acids)
Biological process (GO): recognition of pollen; protein phosphorylation
Molecular function (GO): ATP binding; protein serine/threonine kinase activity
Source: RefSeq, a predicted model, not a curated record